AUGUUUCAAGCCAGGCAUUUUAGAAUGCCACGGCUUCCUAGACCACAGAGUCCUAUAAGCUUCCAGGCAUUACCUAAGAAAAAUAAGAUUCCGUAUGAUCCAUAUUUUCAUAAGCUUCAAGCUCUCCGAAAUAAUCUUGAAAGUUUACGCCCAACCUUCAGCGAGAUUAUCAAACAAACAUCCCCACCGCUUCAAGAACUUGUCAAGAAGCUUCAAGCUAUCUACGAGAAUACCAUGAAUUCAUAUUUAGGCAAUCUUUAUGAUACAAUUUCAGAAGGUAUCAAUGAAUCAUAUUCAUUGUUCACUGAUAUUCAAACAUCACCCGAGAUUGACAAACUCUACAGUUCUUUUAUUACCCUAGGAGCUUCUAUUCAGCAUCUUUUUUCAGUCAUUUUUCCUUUCAUCAACAAUGAUAUUAGAGGAAGAAUCUUCUGCUCGGCAACCAAACUAUCGCCUACUCCACUUAUACAAAUUGAAAACGCCGUAAUUUGCCGUAUUUGCGACCAACCUAUUGAUAUCGAUCAAAUCGAAGAACAUACAGCUAAAUGUGUUGAGGCUUUUCAAUCUGAAGCACUUAUAAACAAAUGUAACUCUGAUCUCAUGGAAUUAAGAACACAACUCGCUGAAAAUUUUCUUAAAUUUCAAUGGCCAGGAAACGAUGAUCAAACUUAUCCGAUAUUACAUGCUACUAUGAUUAUAGAUGCUAUUAUACGUGUUGGAAACGAUGAUUUAGAAUCCCCUGAAGAAAUUUCUGAUUUAAUAAAACAUCUUCUCAAUGUAAAGCUCCCCGAAAUACACUUCAUUAUAGACAGAGCCCAGGACAUCUCGUAUGAGAAGAAAAGAGCCAUUAAUGCUUACAGCGCAACCCGUCAAGCACUUGGCCCAUCAAACUUACCUAAAAACCACCCAAAGAUCACUAUUGCUGACUUCGAAUUCAUCAAGCGCGUAUCCCGUGGUGCUUUUGCCCGAGUUUUUUUGGCAAAGAAAAAAUCGACAGGAGAUAUCUACGCGAUCAAGGUCCAAUCCAAGUCAAAUAUCCUCAACAAAAAUCAGGGCAAGAGGAUUCUCGCUGAAAAAGAUAUACUUUUACACUUCCAAAACCCUUAUAUUAUUAAUUUUUACUAUUCCAUCCUUGGUACUCAUAAUUUCUACAUUGUCAUGGAAUACUUGCCAGGUGGAGACCUCUAUUCCCUUCUCCACGAGGUUUAUUCCAUUGAUGAAGAGUCCGCCAAAUUCUACGCGUACCAAAUUGCCAAAGCCUUGGAGUAUCUCCAUAAAUGCGGAAUCAUUCAUCGUGACCUAAAGCCAGAUAACAUAUUAGUUGACGCAAAUGGAAACUUGAAAUUGACAGAUUUCGGUUUAUCGUAUCUCGGAGUUGUUGAUCGUCGUAUUAAUUCUGAUGAGAACAUAGUUCAAAGCGAUUCUCUUGUAGGGACUCCUAACUAUGUUGCUCCAGAAAUAAUUCUCGGACAAAAACACAGUUUUCCGGUUGACUACUGGUCCCUCGGAUGCGUUGUCUACGAAUUAUUGAUGGGCGAACCGCCGUUUACUGCAGAUACCGAAAAAGAAUUGCAAAAUAAUAUUAUUCUUGGCAAAUUCGAGCAUUUGGAUGACGAAUUCUCUCCGGAAUGCCAAGAUUUCAUAUCAAGGCUGCUCACUGUCGAUCCUUCGAAGCGUUUGGGUGCAAAUGGAGCUGAAGAAAUCUUAAAUCACCCUUGGCUCGCAGGAUACCAGCCAUCUGAGAAGCCAUUUGUUCCGAAUAUUAAGUCGGAGACAUCAACGGAGUACUUCAAACAAAGAUACGAGUUCAAGGACGAUAAUGAUACUUCUAUCCUUGACGAUAUCGAAGCUGCGAAGGCCCAGGCGGAGGAAACAAAGCCUUCUCCUGCCAAGGCGACACAAUUCAACUCUGUUGGAAUGGCACAGCUCGCAGAAGCGAAUUUGAAGGCUGCACAAAUCGCGAGAAGGAAAUCUUGUAUCAACCCACAGAUUUUACAGAUGGCAAUGGCGGAACAGAGCAAACUUAGCCAGGAUGAUACACAUUUGAAACCAAAAUCAUUAUAA
Trichomonas vaginalis G3 is the source of this 2064-nucleotide messenger RNA. RefSeq names its product STKc MAST like domain-containing protein. Gene Ontology annotation, biological process: peptidyl-serine phosphorylation; intracellular signal transduction. The transcript has a single exon. NCBI's taxonomy places the organism in Eukaryota, Parabasalia, Trichomonadida, Trichomonadidae. The coding region runs from base 1 to 2064 and encodes 687 amino acids. Gene Ontology annotation, molecular function: protein serine/threonine kinase activity; ATP binding. The record is from RefSeq and is a predicted model, not a curated record.